Lymnaea stagnalis (great pond snail) is the source of this 17044-nucleotide messenger RNA. NCBI's taxonomy places the organism in Eukaryota, Metazoa, Mollusca, Gastropoda, Lymnaeidae. The record is from the annotation of a GenBank genome assembly.
AAACACUUGGCCCAGUCUUAUCAUCCAACGUACGUUGCACAUAGAGGGUCACGGAUCGACGGAAACCUUAGAAUUGUUUCGGUCCUUUAAGCAAAUAUUUCCAAAUGAAACUUUUUACAACCGGGUUGACAUUAAAAUGAAAUCAUAAAUGACUACACACAUUUGAUUGGAGUGCAGAGGACGUGCUUUCGUCAUUGGAAGAUCAGGAUUAUUCAGAGCUUGCGGCUGUAAUAUAACUGUUAGUGGAAAUUGUUUUUAACUUAAAACGGAUAAAUUUAAACCUCAUGAAGGCUGUAAAAAAUAUUCGUUGGAGAUUAACGCCGAUGAUGUUGAAACAUUAAAAUAAUCAAACAAGUGACGUAAUGUAAUCUAGAAAUACGACAGACACGACAUUGCCUCGCUAUAGAAGUAAUGUGUUUAUUGUGUUGUUGAUUCCUAUAGUGUACAGGAACGGUGGGAUUGAUUUAUUCAAACUUGGAAGUUCAAGGUCUUAUCAUAUUGUUCCAGUUACAGUAGGAAGCCUUAACAUGGUCAUCUUGCGAGAUAACACACUAAGUGCACAUUAAUAUUAUGUGAAAACAUAACUUUCAUUUCACAAAGCUGUCUCUUGUAUUUCAUUCAGUCUAUAUAAUAAUCUUAGACUGCCUGAUGCAUUUUUAAAUAUUUCUGUCAACCUUUGUGCUUCAUUCUAUCGGGUUUGUGGGGUUAAAACUGUUUUAUUUAUAGACAAUGAAUCUAUUUAAAUAAUUUAUUAGAAGUCUUCUAUGUAGAAUGUAGACAAUUACUGAACAAAUGCUCUAAACUUCAAUGAUCGAAACUCCAUUUAUUUGUUGAAGGUGUUAGAUAGGUGUCUAGGCGGUAUCUAGUAGGGAUGUCUAGAAGGGGUGUGUAGGAUGGGUGUGUAAGAGGGGUGUGUAAGAAGGGUGUGUAGGAUGGGUGUGUAGGAUGAGUGUAUAGGAUGGUGUGCAGGAUGGGUUUCUAGGAUGGGUGUGUAGAAUGGGUGUCUAGAAUGUGUGAACGAUGGGUGUGUAGGAUGGUGUGUAGGAUGGGUGUCUAGGAUGGGUGUGUAGGAUGGUGUGUAGAAUGGUGUGUAGGAUGGGUGUGUAGGAGGGGUGUGUAGGUUUGGUUUCCAGGACGUAUGUGUACAAUGGGUGUCUAGAAUGGGUGUGUAGGAGGGGUGUGGACGAUGGGUGUGGAGAAUGGGUGUCUAGGAUGGGUGUGUAGGAUGGGUGUCUAGGAUGGGUGUGUAGGAUUGGUUUCCAGGACGUGUGUGUACAACGGGUGUCUAGAAUGGGUGUGUAGGAGGGUUGUCUAGGAGCAGUAUCUAGUAGGGAUGUCUAGGAUGGGUGUGUAGGAUGGGUGUGUAGUGUAGGGUGGGUGUGUAGGAUGGAUGUCUAGGAUGGGUGUGUAGGAAGGGUGUCUGGGACGGGUGUCUAAAAUGGAUGUGUAUGAUCGGUGUCUAGGAUGGGUGUGUAGGAUGGGUGUCUAGGAUGGGUGUGUAGGAUGGGUGUGUAGGAGAGGUGUUGAAGUUAAUAUGUUAUGAAUGCAAUAUUUCAGAUUACGUCAUGCCAUCUCUGAGCAGACGACCAGGAUUGGGUGACCGUUGCAGACGAAGGAUGGACAAAAUGUGUAUUGCUGUAUUACUUCUCAAUGCCAUCAUAUUGAUCUUUUACAAUCGAAUGGGUAGUUCGAUACAGUUGAUUGGGGCAGGUAAGAAAGAAAACUUUGAAUGUAUUCACUAUUCUGAUAUUGUUUGUUAGUUUUUUUUUAAAUAUUCUUUAUGUUAAAUUCGCUUUUAUUGGUGGCUGGCUGGCGCCUGACUGGCGGACUGGGUGGCGGACUGGGUGUCUGACUCGGUGGCUGACUCGGUGGCUGACUGGGUGGCUGACUGGGUGGCUGACUGGGUGGCGGAUUUGAUGGUUGACUGGCUGGUUGACUGGCUGGUGGACUGGCUGGUGGACUGGCUGGUGGACUGGAUAGUGGACUAGGUGGUGAACUGGCUGGUGGACUGGAUUGUGGACUAGGUGGUGAACUGGGUGGUGGACUGGAUAGUGGACUAGGUGGUGAACUGGCUGGUGGACUGGAUUGUGGACUAGGUGGUGAACUGGGUGGUGGACUGGAUAGUGGACUAGGUGGUGAACUGGCUGGUGAACUGGUUGGUGGACUGGGUGGUGGACUAGAUGGCGAACUGGGUGGUGGCUUAGGUGGUGGACUGGCUGGUGGACUGGCUGGUGGAUUUGCUGGUGGACUGGCUGGUGGACAGGGUGUUGGAUUGGGUGGUCGAUUAGGUGGCAGACUGCCUGGCGGACUGGCAGGUGAACUAGGUGGCGGACUAGGUGGCGGACUGGCUGGUGGACUGGAUGGCGGACUAGCUGUGGACUGGCUUGUGGACUUGCUGGUGGACUGGCUGGUGGACUGGCUGGUGGACUUGCUGGUGGACUGGCGGGUGGACUGGCAAAAUCUUGGGAUGGCUAAUGGACCCGAUUCCCGUCUAGCUCUCGAGCUGAAACUUGGCACAUAGAUUCUUAUCCGAUAACAACACAUUGUAUCGAAUGUUCAAUCCCAACCUCCAAAAAUCACCAGUUUUCCAAAGGAUAUGGACGAAAUGGGAUGCCGCUGAUUUCGUGAAAUAAAAUUUCCGUUAACUGUGCUAAAUUAAAUUCUUUUUUUUUUUAAUAUCGCAAGUGCGUUUGGUGGGUAAAAUAUUUUUUUUCUGAAAUAUUUGGUUAAAGAAAUCAGCAAUGUCAAAGCGGGAGGGUCAUUAGAAUAUUAAUAUAAUUCAGGGGCGUGGAAAAAAUGCUGUAGCAAGCCUUGCAGGAGGGGGGAGCACUAAUUGUAAUUCUUAUGAAGUGUGUUACUUGCAUUCAUGUUUUGUCAAUUUUUAGCCCCCUACCCACACACCCACAAAAAAAAGGGGGUUCGAAAUUACUUUUUAUAAAUAUUUAUAUGAAAAACUUUGUUUUUAGGGUUUUUUUUAUUUAUUCUUUUUUUCGUAAUCAUCUUCAAUACGUUUUAAGCAGUUAAAACUUGUGGACCCCUGCUACUGACAGCUUAUUCUUACUAAACAUUUAUAAUGUAUCCCCAUUGGACUGAGUGCUCGGAGGCAAUGUCAUCGAGACAACGAAAAACAAUACCAGCAAUCCAUUGGAUGUGACUCGUUAGGCAAACUAUGAAAUCACACAUCAAAACGGAGUCCCACAGGCAGGCUGACAUUGAGCACAGGGAGAUACACGAGAAAACUUCUGGUCGUCUACUGCAUCGUGGUCUAUUUCCAGUCUUCAUCACAAGUCUUGCCUUUGGGUCAAAUAAGCAAGGAGGAGAGAGUGAUGCUGACGAAUUGAGUAAUGAUCUCCCUUGAAUCAAACUACAGCUCACUUUAAGGCUUCUACUCAAGUCGAACAUUGAUUUGGUCAUCUUUCCGCGCGAGGGACGAACAAUAAAAAAUAAUUAUCAGACAUUUGAUGGACAGCUUAGUCUUACCGGACAUUGUAUUAUAUUCCCGUUUUCAAUUAUCUUCAAUGUACAUUAUCUGAUCUACAUGCAUCUAGGUGGCUAAAAGAUAGAGAUAUAGAUAUAGGUAGUUAAUAGAUAAAUAAAUACACACACACACACAUAUAUAAAUAUACGGGGUGACCCAAAAUAGUGAGAACAUCUGAUAGCAAAGGUUUAUUUCAUAAAAUUGAAUUAAUACAAUGUUUUGUCACUUAUGGCCACCUGAAAUUGUCAUGAUAAUGACACCAUAAAGUUAUGUAGGUACAUAAGUAGAUCAGUGAAUGUAUAAAGUUAAGAAAUGUUGAUAUAAUUAUAUGACAUUGUAAGAGAUGUUUGCAAUUUUUCUGGGCCCUCCUGUAUAUGUAAAGGGUUUUUUAAAGAGAUCUUGUUUGAUCUAGGUUGUUAAAAGAUGUUUUUGAUCUAGGUUGUUAAAUAUCUAUAUUUAUCUCGGUCUAGGUCGUGGCAUGAAAAAAUCUGCACCCGGGCCAUAUCUUUAUGUCACAUCUUUAAGCCGCCUCCCUGAUUUAAAAAGAUCAGACAGUUUACUGUGGUCUUAUCGUGACUUCCUCAUUUCAAGACAACAAUCAUUUCAUUUCUAUAUUUAUAUAAUAUUUUCAUUGGACUCCAGUGCAUAUAGUAAUGUGCUUGCUCAAACCCAUGCUUGCUGCCGAUACAUUUAGAUUAAGGAAAAGUGUCCGAUCCUUUCAUAAACCUGAAACCUUUCCGUUUGUCAUCAGACACAGCAAGCUGUCAAAACCUUAUCCUCAAAUGGCGUCAAGGGGUCAGAGGAGGCCAGCAGGACUUUGGCAGACGUGACGAGGUCAGCGACCUUCUGAAAGACGUCAUUAAGGGUUGGGAGGAUGUGAAAAAUCGAAUCGAUGACGUCAUGAAAAGAGACGCUGCCGUAAAUUAUCUUAAUAAUGCAUCCAAAAUGGAGACCGUCAAAGGAGGAAGUGACGUCAGAGAUGUUAGACACGAGGAAUCACUGGAGAGAAAUGACCACGAAAGACGAGACAAAAUAUUGGAACAUUUCCAAGAACAACAAGAAGUCAAAGAUUUGUGUCCCCUUGUGUCCCGAGGACUUGGUGAGUGUGGUGCCUGUUAUAAUAAAUGUUGUAUGACAUCAAAUCUAUUGCUGUAUGACAUCAGAUCUAUGGCUGUUAGGCCUCAGAUCUAUUGCUGUCUGGCUUCAGAUCAAGUGUUAAUGUUACAUGACCUGAGAUCUAGUGCUUUAACUAAAUGUUGUAUUGCCUCAGAUCUAGUGUUGUAACUAAAUGUUGUAUUGCCUCAGAUCUAGUGUUGUAUCUGAAGGUUGUAUUCCUUCAGAUCUAGUGUUGUAACUAAAUGUUGUAUUUCCUCAGAUCUAGUGAUGAAACUAAAUGUUAUUUUGCCCCAGCUCUAGUUUUGCACCGUACCAGCACGUGUUACACUAUUAAUUGUCUCAUUGGUACGACUCGAAACAUAUAUCACUGUAUCCAUCCAAUCCACACUAUUUUCAAAACUAUUUUACACUAACGUGCCCAACCCAAUGAUCCCGUCUAAUCCUAAAAAACUAACUAAUAUUUCCAGAGGGUAAUCCUAAUAAACUUUCUUAUAAUACAAGAGAGGAAUUCUAACAAACAAUCUUAUAUUUUCAUAGAGUAAUCCUAACAAACUAUCGUAUAUUUCCAGAGGAUAAUCCUAACUAACUUUACCUGAUAGUUCCUGAAGGAAAUCCUACAAAAUAUCUUAAAUUUCCAUAGGGUAAUCCCAACCAGCUAAUUUAAAUUUCCAGAGGGUAAUUCUAAGAAACUAUCGUAUAUAUUUCCAGAGGGUAAAACUAACAAACACGCAUAAUAUAUUUCCAGAGGUUAACACUAACAAACACUCGUAUAUUUCCAGAGGGUAAUCUAAGUUGUAAGUGUGAACCUAUCACACCAAAGGAACUGCAGACCCGUUUCCCUGAGCUCAAAGAUGGCCGCCUCAUGCCUACUGACUGCAUCGCCAGGGAACGGCUUGCAAUAAUCAUACCUUACAGGUAAAUUAUGGGCUGUAAUCAUUCUAUACAGGUAAAUUAUGGGCUAUAGUUCUUCUAUACGCAGGUAAAUUAUGGGUAAUAAUCUUUUUAUACAGGUACAUUAUGGGCUAUAAUUAUUCUAUACACGUUCGUUAUGGGAAAUAAUCAAUCUAUACAAGUAGAUUAUGGGCUUUCAUCAUUCUAUACAGGUUAUUUAUAUGGGGGGAAAUCAUUUUGUGCAGAUUAUACAGAUAUACUAUCAUGUCCUAAUACAGAUAUACUAUCAUGUCCUAAUAAAGAUAUAGGCCUACUGUCAUGUCCUAAUACAGAUAUACUAUCAUGUCCUAAUACAUAUAUACUAUCAUGUCCUAAUAAAGAUAUACUGUCAUGUCCUAAUACAGAUAUAAUAUCAUGUCCCAAUAAUGCCUACUUAUGUGAAUCUGUAUCACUUCUCCCUGCCUACUAAUGUGAAUCUGUAUCACUUCUCCCUGCCUACUAAUAUGAAUCUGUAUCACUUCUCCCAGGGACCGCUUCUCACAUCUCCACGUAUUACUUGACCAGCUCAUACCAAUCUUAAAAAAACAACAGGCUGACGUCACAUUUUUCGUUGUUGAGCAGGUAAAACAAGUAUUACCUUUGAUGCGUUUCACCAAUAUGUGAGUCAUGUUAAGACCUUUGUGAGAAUAAUGGCUGUGUUUUAUUUGGUACUUGAUAAGUUACAUAUACAUCUAUUUAAACACUUGGCAACAUCUAUUUAAACACUUGGCAACAUCUAUUUAUACAAUGGGCUAAAAUAAUUUAUACACUUGGCUAUAUUAUUUAUACACAUGGCUACAAUGAUUUAUACAUUUGUCUACACCUAUUUAUACACUUGGCUAUAUUUAUUUAUGCCCUUUGCUACAUCCCUUUAUAUACUUGGCUGAAGCUAUUUGUAGAUCCGCUACUUGUGAUUACACAACAAAACACUGUCAUUUCAUUUCCAAAAUGCUGUCAUUACAUAUUCACAACAACGUGCUGUCAUUCUAUAGCCAUAACAAAAUACUGUCAUUCCACCGACACAAAACAAUGAUGUCAUUUCUUGUCCACAACAAAAUGCUAUCAUUCCAUACUCACAACAAAGUGCUGUCAUUCAUACAAUGUUUUCGUGGUGCCUACUCAUAGUUUGAUUGAUGGAAGUCAUUAGCUUGGUAGAUCUUUGCAAUGUCCCCCCAUGUCUUCUGUCGCCCACUCAGGCAGGAGAUGAACCUUUCAACAGAGCCUUGCUGCACAAUGUCGGCUUUUUGGAAUCUGCGAAAGUUGGCAGCUUUGACUGCUACGUAUUCCAUGACGUCGACCUCGUGCCAAUGAACGACAACAAUUUCUACAGAUGUGCCGCCAACCCUCGAUUAUUUGCGGCAGCUAUUCAACGCUAUGGUAAACGUAAACCCAGGUUAGGAAGUCAAGAUGUGACUCAGAUCAGGAGUUCUUGGCUUGUGGUCCACGGACCCCUUUUUUACAAGGUUUUUAGGGGUCCUUGAGAUGCAUUGCCUUUGUAAUUGUAUUAUUUAUUUGUUCAUUUCUUGUACUAAAUAGAGGUCAGUUGCCUUUGUCUUACUGGCCAAAUUGUCCAUGGAUCAAAAACAAACAAAAGAAUUAAGAACUCCUGAUCUAGAUACUUCUCAUUUGAUGGACACAUAUUGUAGCAGUAAUAUUGAUGUUUAUGUUCAGUUUAAUCAAUGUGGGUGUGCAUAUGACAGUGAUGCACUAAUAACGAUGCACUAAUAUUUGACUUAUCCCCCCCCCCCAAGGAUCAUGUACCACGGUUAUUUCGGCGGUGUUGUGGGGUUCUCCAAGGCCCAGUACCUGGACGUCAACGGCAACUCCAACUUGUACUUCGGUUGGGGAGGGGAAGAUGAUGAUCUCUUGUUAAGGUAAAUAUGUGUACCACUGGUGCACGGAAAGGUAAAUAUGUGUACCACUGGUGCACGGAAAGAUAACUAUGUGUGCCACCGAUGUACAUAAAGGUAACUAUAUGUGUACUACUGGUGUUUGGAAGGUAAAUAUGUGUAACACUGAUGUACGAAAGUGUCACAUAAGUACGGAAGUGUACAAUAUCUCACUUAACAUUCAUGAUCUAUGGAACACUGAACAAGGCAACUAAUAAUAACAUUCAUGUUUUUUUUUAUCUAUAGAACACUGAACAAGACAAAUAAUAAUACAUUUGAUGUUUGUUUGAUCUAUAGAACACUGAACAAGGCAAAUAAUAAUAAUAUUGAUGUUUGUUUGAUCUAUAGAACACUGAACAAGACAACUAAUAAUAACAUUGAUGUUUUUUUGAUCUAUAGAACACUGAACAAGGCAUCUAAUAAUACAUUUGAUGUUUGUUUGAUCUAUAGAUCACUAAACAAGGCAACUAAUAAUAAUAUUGAUGUUUUUUUGAUCUAUAGAACACUGAACAAGGCAAAUAAUAAUAAUAUUGAUGUUUGUUUGAUCUAUAGAACACUGAACAAGGCAACUAAUAAUACAUUUGAUGUUUGUUUGAUCUAUAGAACACUAAACAAGGCAAAUAAUAAUAAUAUUUAAGUUUGUUUGAUCUAUAGAUCACUGAACAAGGCGACUAAUAAUAAUAUUGAUGUUUGUUUGAUCUAUAGAAAACUGAACAAGGCAACUAAUAAUACAUUUGAUGUUUGUUUGAUCUAUAGAUCACUGAACAAGGCAACUAAUAAUAAUAUUGAUGUUUGUUUGAUCUAUAGAACACUGAACAAGGCAAAAAAUAAUAAUAUUGAUGUUUGUUUGAUCUAUAGAACACUGAACAAGGCAUACAAACACGUGAGGUUGAACACUCAAGUUUACCACUAUCGAAUGUUGAAACAUGAGCGGAAUGACAGGAAGAGAGGAAACGUGGACAGGUGAGAGAGGAAUGACAAGAGAAAGGGUCACGUGGAUAGGUGAGAGAGGAAUGACAAGAGAAAGGGUCACGUGGACAGGUGAGAGAUGAAUGACAAGAGAAAGGGAAACGUGGACAGGUGAGAGAGGAAUGACAAGAGAAAGGGGCACGUGGAUAGGUAAGAGAGGAAUGACAAGAGAAAGAGAAACGUGGACAGGUGAGAGAUGAAUGACAAGAGAAAGGGAAACGUGGACAGGUGAGAGAGGAAUGACAAGAGAAAGGGAAACGUGGACAGGUGAGAGAGGAAUGACAAGAGAAAGGGUCAGUGGAUAGGUAAGAGAGGAAUGACAAGAGAAAGGGAAACGUGGACAUGUGAGAGAGGAAUGACAAGAGAAAGGGGUACGUGGAUAGGUAAGAGAGGAAUGACAAGAGAAAGGGAAACGUGGACAGGUGAGAGAGGAAUGACAAGAGAAAGGGUAACGUGGACAGGUGAGAGAGGAAUGACAAGAGAAAGGGGCACGUGGAUAGGUAAGAGAGGAAUGACAAGAGAAAGGGUAGCGUGGACAGGUAAGGGAGGAAUGACAAGAGAAAGGGGCACGUGGAUAGGUAAGAGAGGAAGGACAAGAGAAAGGGUAACGUGGACAGGUUAGAGAGGAAUGACAAGAGAAAGGGGCACGUGGAUAGGUAAGAGAGGAAUGACAAGAGAAAGGGUAGCGUGGACAGGUAAGGGAGGAAUGACAAGAGAAAGGGGCACGUGGAUAGGUAAGAGAGGAAGGACAAGAGAAAGGGUAACGUGGACAGGUUAGAGAGGAAUGACAAGAGAAAGGGGCACGUGGAUAGGUAAGAGAGGAAUGACAAGAGAAAGGGUAGCGUGGACAGGUAAGGGAGGAAUGACAAGAGAAAGGGGCACGUGGAUAGGUAAGAGAGGAAGGACAAGAGAAAGGGUAACGUGGACAGGUUAGAGAGGAAUGACAAGAGAAAGGGGCACGUGGAUAGGUAAGAGAGGAAUGACAAGAGAAAGGGUAGCGUGGACAGGUAAGGGAGGAAUGACAAGAGAAAGGGGCACGUGGAUAGGUAAGAGAGGAAGGACAAGAGAAAGGGUAACGUGGACAGGUUAGAGAGGAAUGACAAGAGAAAGGGGCACGUGGAUAGGUAAGAGAGGAAUGACAAGAGAAAGGGUAGCGUGGACAGGUAAGGGAGGAAUGACAAGAGAAAGGGAAACGUGGACAGGUGAGAGAGGAAUGACAAGAGAAAGGGAAACGUGGACAGGUGAGAGAGGAAUGACAAGAGAAAGGGUCACGUGGAUAGGUAAGAGAGGAAUGACAAGAGAAAGGGAAACGUGGACAGGUGAGAGAGGAAUGACAAGAGAAAGGGAAACGUGGACAGAUGAGAGAGGAAUUACAAGAGAAAGGGUCACGUCGUCAGGUGAGAGAUGAAUGACAAGAGAAAGGGUAGCGUGGACAGGUAAGAGAGGAAUGACAAGAGAAAGGGAAACGUGGACAGGUGAGAGAGGAAUUACAAGAGAAAGGGUCACGUUGUCAGGUGAGAGAUGAAUGACAAGAGAAAGGGAAACGUGGACAGGUGAGAGAGGAAUGACAAGAGAAAGGGUCACGUGGAUAGGUAAGAGAGGAAUGACAAGAGAAAGGGAAACGUGGACAGGUGAGAGAUGAAUGACAAGAGAAAGGGAAACGUGGACAGGUGAGAGAGGAAUGACAAGAGAAAGAGAAACGUGGACAGGUGAGAGAGGAAUGACAAGAGAAAGGGUCACGUGGAUAGGUAAGAGAGGAAUGACAAGAGAAAGGGAAACGUGGACAGGUGAGAGAGGAAUGACAAGAGAAAGGGUAACGUGGACAGGUGAGAGAGGAAUGACAAGAGAAAGGGAAACGUGGACAGGUGAGAGAUGAAUGACAAGAGAAAGGGGCACGUGGACAGGUAAGAGAGGAAUGACAAGAGAAAUGGAAACGUGGACAGUUGAGAGAGGAAUGACAAGAGAAAGAGGCACGUGGAUAGGUAAGAUAGGAAUGACAAGAGAAAGGGUAACGUGGACAGGUGAGAGACGAAUGACAAGAGAAAGGGGCACGUGGAUAGGUAAGAGAGGAAUGACAAGAGAAAGGGUAGCGUGGACAGGUAAGGGAGGAAUGACAAGAGAAAGGGAAACGUGGACAGGUGAGAGAGGAAUGACAAGAGAAAGGUAAACGUUGACAGGUAAGAGAGGAAUGACAAGAGAAAGGGAAACGUGGACAGGUGAGAGAGGAAUGACAAGAGAAAGGGAAACGUGGAUAGGUAAGAGAGGAAUGACAAGAGAAAGGGGCACGUGGAUAGGUAAGAGAGGAAUGACAAGAGAAAGGGUAACGUGGACAGGUGAGAGAGGAAUGACAAGAGAAAGGGGCACGUUGAUAGGUAAGAGAGGAAUGACAAGAGAAAGGGUAGCGUGGACAGGUAAGGGAGGAAUGACAAGAGAAAGGGAAACGUGGACAGGUGAGAGAGAAAUGACAAGAGAAAGGUAAACGUUGACAGGUAAGAGAGGAAUGAUAAGAGAAAGGGUCACAUGGAUAGGUAAGAGAGGAAUGACAAGAGAAAGGGAAACGUGGACAGGUAAGGGAGGAAUGACAAGAGAAAGUGUCACGUUGAUAGGUAAGAAAGGAGUGACAAGAGAAAGGGAAACGUGGACAAGUAAGGGAGGAAUGACAAGAGAAAGGGAAACGUGGACAGGUAAGAGAGGAAUGACAAGAGAAAGGGAAACGUUGACAGGUAACAGAGUAAUGUUGAUAUUGACACAGUAAUGUUGAUGUAUGGAUGAAUUGUGUCAAUUUUUAAAUUUUUUUUAAUUUUUUUUUUGGUGUGUUGGGGGUAUCAUUCUACAGAUGUUAAGAUCGCAAUGUUGAUUUCUGAACUGUGAUACUGAUGGUUGGGUGAUGCGAUGAUGGUAAUGGUGAUACUGAUGGUUGGGUGGAUGCAAUGAUGGGAAUGGUGAUACUGAUGGUUGGGUUGAUGCACUGAUGGUAAUGGUGAUACUGAUGGUUUGGUGGAUGCAAUGAUGGUAAUGGUGAUAGAGAAUGCAUGUUAUUCCAUAGCAUAGAAAUUGAUUGAUAUGGAGUAAUAUAAUGAGCCAAUAAAAACGAAGCUUCCUUCGUGAAGACAAUAGUUGUGUAUAAAAUCAUGAUCACUGAAAGCAUUAUCAAAAUGAUAAAAGUGUCAACGCUGACUGACACAGUUCUAACCAUUGAAUUGUUAUACAAACAUCCAUAAAAGUGUCAACGCUGACUGACACAGUUCUAACCAUUGAAUUGUUAUACCAACAUCCAUAAAAGUGUCAACGCUGACUGACACAGUUCUAACCAUUGAAUUGUUAUACCAACAUCCAUAAAAGUGUCAACGCUGACUGACACAGUUCUAACCAUUGAAUCGUUAUACCAACAUCUAUGCAGAAAACUCUUACUGACGACCGCAGAGGACCGCCAGGACAUGGAAGGACUCAGCACCACAAAGUACAAACUAAACGAUGCACACUACGAGCCUCUCUAUGUCUGGAUUAAUGUGUCCAUGAAUGUAACCGAAAUACUCCAGGUGAGAGCAGGUGUGAGUGUAAGAUAUACUCCAGGUGAGAGCAGGUGUGAGUGUAAGAUAUACUCCAGGUGAGAGCAGGUGUGAGUGUAAGAUAUACUCCAGGUGAGAGCAGGUGUGAGUGUAAGAUAUACUCCAGGUGAGAGCAGGUGUGAGUGUAAGAUAUACUCCAGGUGACAGCAGGUGUGAGUGUAAGAUAUACUCCAGGUGAGAGCAAGUGUGAGUGUAAGAUAUACUCCAGGUGAGAGCAGGUGUGAGUGUAAGAUAUACUCCAGGUGAGAGCAGGUUUGAGUGUAAGAUAUACUCCAGGUGAGCGCAGGCUUGAGUGUAAGAUAUACUCCAGGUGAGCGCAGGCUUGAGUGUAAGAUAUACUCCAGGUGAGAGCAGGUUUGAGUGUAAGAUAUACUCCAGGUGAGAGCAGGCUUGAGUGUAAGAUAUACUCCAGGUGAGAACAGGCUUGAGUGUAAGAUAUACUCCAGGUGAGAGCAGGCUUGAGUGUAAGAUAUACUCCAGGUGAGAGCAGGUUUGAGUGUAAGAUAUACUCCAGGUGAGAGCAGGCUUGAGUAUACCAAAUACUCUAGGUGAGAUCAAAUGUGAGUGUAAGAAAUACUCCAGGUGAGAGCAGGUGUGAGUGUAACAGAAAAACUACUUGUGACAGUAGUUUCCAAUGGUAAUUUCCAAUAGAAAUGGUUACCCGGUACACAUAUAAAUGAAUUAGAAGUUACCAGGUUUGGUAUAUUUUAACCUGUGUAUGAAUGAACACCUCUAUAAUGACGUAGACAUAAUCUCACCUUUACCCCUCCUCUCCCCCCCCCCCAAAAAAAAUCGUUGAAAUGCAACCAAAGUUAAGUUUAUUUUUAAAUUAGUCUUACACGUUGUCAGUAAAGUAACUUGGGUCCUGUAAUAGUUUGGGCUGAGUGGGUCCUGCAAUGCCUGUGACUGCAGUGGUUACUGCAAUACCUUUGACUGCAGUGGGUCCUGCAAUACCUUUGACUGCAGUGGGUCCUGCAAUACCUUUGACUGCAGUAGCUUCUGCAAUACCUUUGACUGCAGUGGGUCCUGCAAUACCUUUGACUGCAGUGGGCUCUGCAAUACCUGUGACUGCAGUGGGUUCUGCAAUACCUUCGACUGCAGUGGGCUAUGCAAUACAUGUGACUGCAAUGGGUUCUGCAAUACCUUCGACUGCAGUGGGCUCUGCAAUACCUGUGACUGCAGUGGGUUCUGCAAUACCUUUGACUGAAGUGGGCUCUGCAAUACCUGUGACUGCAGUGGGUUCUGCAAUACCUUUGACUGCAGUGGGUUCUGCAAUACCUUUGACUGCAGUGGGCUCUGCAAUACCUGUGACUGCAGUGGGUUCUGCAAUACCUUUGACUGCAGUUGGCUCUGCAAUACCUGUGACUGCAGUGGGCUCUGCAAUGUCUUGGGUUUCAGUGGGCCGCAGUUAAUUAACGGGCCCGUUUUUUUAAUGUGGAAAUCAAUAAUAAAAACUGUAAUUGUCUUGACCAGUUAAAUAUGUGGCUGUUGUGGCAUGUCAUUGUCUUGACCAGUUAAAUAUGUGACUAUUGUGACACUCUAUAAAAUUACUUUUCAAAAAAAAACCCACGAGUUACCAAAGCAACAGAUCAUCCUGACAAGAACAUUUUCAUGUUUGAAAUAAAACGUUUGUUGAAAAUGGGGAGGGGGGAGGGGGGUCAACUUUCGCAUACUAUUUCUUGCCCCUUAUCGUUUCUUAGUAACGAAAAAAAGAUUUAAAACGUCCUGUUUUUUAAAUCGUUGCUUAUAUUUUGAAUCAGCCAGGAACUAGAAAGCAGGAGGCGAAAUGGGUCGACACUUUCCAUGAUGAGCAAGACUUUAUUUAAGAUUAACUUAAAAUAAUGUCUUUUAUGCAUACAAAUGCAAGCACAGUUUAAUUAUAGAUCAAAUUCAAUCAUCCCCUAAAAAAAUUUAAAUGUUAAUUUCAAUUAUUUAUUUCAUUGCGCCGCUAAAGGUUUGCUACUUAUAACAAAUUAGUUCAAGAAUGAAAGUGAGCUCCCACUGGUGUCAGUAGAUUGGAUCUAAAGUGCUUUAUCAUUUAAAUGGUCGAUUAGAAAAUACAGUUGCGAGACCAGUUGUUGUGGUGUUUUGACUUUUAAAAUAAUAAAUUAAGGGCAAUCCUCCGAAGUCCGGUCCCAAAUUAUUUCGUAUGAAAAAAAAUUGCAAUGUACAGUGUCUAUUGUUAGAAAACAGCAGAAAUGUUAGUCAUAGCUUUUGCAAAUAACUGUCACCUUACAAACCAGUCAGUAAAAACUAAAUAUUGUAUUUGUAAUUGGCACAUGACAUUUGCAAAUAGCAGCCGGAAACGUUCUGCUUGUGACUGUUGCGACACUGAAGGCUCCAAGUAGCUGGCAAACAGACUGCGACUAGUAACACUCUGAUAGCGACUAGUACCACUCUGAUAGCGACUAGUACCACUCUGAUAGCGACUAGUACCACUCUGAUAGCGACUAGUACCACUCUGAUAGCGACUAGUACCACUCUGAUAGCGACUAGUACCACCCUGAUAGUGACUAGUACCACUCUGAUAGUGACUAGUACCACUCUGAUAGCGACUAGUACCACUCUGAUAGCGACUAGUACCACUCUGAUAGCGACUAGUACCACUCUGAUAGUGACUAGUACCACUCUGAUAGCGACUAGUGUCACUCUGACAGCGACUAGUACCACUCUGAUAGUGACUAGUACCACUCUGAUAGCGACUAGUACCACUCUGAUAGCGACUAGUACCACUCUGAUAGUGACUAGUACCACUCUGAUAGCGACUAGUACCACUCUGAUAGCGACUAGUGCCACUCUGACAGCGACUAGUACCACUCUGAUAGCGACUAGUACCACUCUGAUAGCGACUAGUACCACUCUGAUAGCGACUAGUACCACUCUGAUAGCGACUAGUGCCACUCUGACAGCGACUAGUACCACUCUGAUAGCGACUAGUACCACUCUGAUAGCGACUAGUGCCACUCUGACAGCGACUAGUGCCACUCUGAUAGUGACUAGUACCACUCUGAUAGCGACUAGUACCACUCUGAUAGCGACUAGCACCACUCUGACAGCGACUAGUACCACUCUGAUAGCGACUAGUACCACUCUGAUAGUGACUAGUACCACUCUGAUAGCGACUAGUAACACUCUGAUAGUGACUAGUAACACUCUGAUAGUGACUAGUAACACUCUGAUAGCGACUAGUACCACUCUGAUAGCGACUAGUACCACUCUGAUAGCGACUAGUACCACUCUGAUAGCGACUAGUACCACUCUGUUAGCGGAGUUUACGUUUCGCUUGCAUCCAAAGUCCUUCAGUAGUUUCUGUGUGAAUGUCCUGGUCUACUGUCUACUGGAUCAACAAAUACCCGCGCGUGCACAGUGACAGCGUGAACAUAACCUCCGUUGUUGAGCUGAGCGACAUGUUGAUAUCCUCGCCAAGCGUCCGUGACGAUAGCUGUCCCUGGUAACACAUGAUGAGUGAUAAUGCGCUCGAGUGUUUGUGCAUCUCGACGGCCGGCAAUCUCCAUCCAACAUCGUCCACUAACGCAAACAUGAAUUUCAAAACAGAAUGAUGCCCAAGACUUUUAAGUAAGGAGUAAUCAUUGGAAAUAAUUUGGGACCGAAAAUCCGGAGGAUUGCCUAAAUUAAGUAUCCUUUACUAACAAUAUGCUUACGCUACGCAUAUUGCCGUGUGUGAACCCAUCAUAGCAAUCAUACUGUACACAGGACCAAAUCCCAUAAUUGCCGUGUGUGAACCCAUCAUAGCAAUCAUACCGUACACAGGACUCAUUAUCGCAUAUUGCCUUGUGAGAACCCAUCAUUCCAAUCAUACCGUACACAGGACUCAUUAUCGCGUAUUGCCUUGUGAGAACCCAUCAUUCCAAUCACACCGUACACAGGACUCAUUAUCGCAUAUUGCCUUGUGAGAACCAAUCAUUCCAAUCAUGCCGUACACAGGACUCAUUAUCGCAUAUUGCCUUGUGUGAACCCAUCAUUCCAAUCAUACCGUACACAGGACUCAUUAUCGCAUAUUGCCUUGUGAGAACCAAUCAUUCCAAUCAUGCCGUACACAGGAUUCAUUAUCGCAUAUUGCCUUGUGUGAACCCAUCAUUCCAAUCAUACCAUUAUUUGCUUUAAUAAAUCCACUAAAUUGAUGGAAGUUGUCACAAGCAGCAAAGAUUGCUGUGUUCCUCCAUGAGGUCACCAUCAAAUAAUUUGAAAUGUUACACUUUGUAAAAAUUAGUUACUAACAAAAAAUAAGCUGAUCAACAUUUUAAAUGAUGGGGGCCCGAAACCAAGAAGUGGCAGAUGUCCUCAUACGUCACAGUAUACGGCUCCGGUUAUCCUUGAACCAUGACCUCUUUCACAAAAUACGAUUCUACAGAAUUAUAUAUCAAUAAAUAUUUUAAAAUUAAUAUCAAUAAACAUGUUCUAAAUUAUAUAUUGAUCAAAAUGUUAUUUCUUUACAAAAUAGACUGCGCCAGAUUUCACGAUGGACGUUCUGAAGCCACGACGUCCUGACAACGUGGCAAGCUGAGAGAACUCGUGUGAUCAUUGUUUGACACCGGACUAUGAUAGACGAGAUGGACACAGGAGAAUUUUACUGAGAAAAGAGAAUAACAUUUUCGUUGUUUGUAAAUGACAGUUAACCAUUGGCGUUGGCAAAUAAUGUCACUGGUGAUCAGAAAUGUCACUCGUCCUAUAUAGCAUUGACCGUUGACCGGGCUGUCUGUUUAACGUUCUACACAUGCGUCAUUCCACUCAUGCGUCAUUCCACUCAUGUGUCAUUCCACUCAUGCGUCACUCAGUCUUCUAACGCCAAAUGGACAAGUCAACAAAGAACAAACCAGUUGAACAUUGACUUCAAAGGCCAACUUUCUGACAACAUUUAGAAGAUAUAACACAUUCAAACAUACUCAUGGCCAGGGGCAUCUACACCGGGGUGGGGGGGGGAGCAGUUGCUUCGAAUCUGAGUUAGGGAGGGGGAGUAGCCCCCGCCCCCUUCCUGUCUCUUGAAUUUCCCCUGGUAACAAAAUUAACAUGGGAAAGAAAACAAAACAACUUUACAGUGACUAACAUUUUUUUUUAAUGUUCUCGGGUUGGGG